AGAUAAUGAAUGCUAUUUGUCAAUUGAUUUUUUUUUUUUUUUUUUUUUUUUAGUUGGUACCAUUAUUGAUCUUAUCACUCUCCUUACCGGAGGCAACAUUAAAAGUAUCGACUUUAGAAACAUUUAGUAUGGCUAUUACGGAAGCACCUGAAGUGAUUGCCAGUAAUGUCCAAUCAUUGAUUCCUGCAUUAUUGAAAUUAUUGGAACCUGAAGCAAAUAAUUUGAUGAAUGUUCGAGUGGCGACUUUAAAAUGUCUUGGACAAUUCCCUUCAAGUUUAUCUCGUGAUGUAGUACUGCCACAUACUUCCUAUGUUAUCAAACAAUUGGGUAAAACUUUGGAUGAUAAAAAACGAAUUGUACGACGAGAAGCUGUUGAUUGUCGAGGAAAAUGGUAUACAAUUACAAGUUAAAAUAGUUAGAUUUUUGAUAUAUAUUAGUUAAGUUUAAUAAUAAAAAUAUUACAAUGACUUUUUGAGACUUGUCCAACCAGAUCAUUCUUAUAGAGUUGGUCC
Molecule: messenger RNA, 512 nt
Organism: Halteromyces radiatus
Lineage: Eukaryota; Fungi; Mucoromycota; Mucoromycetes; Mucorales; Cunninghamellaceae
Exons: 2
Coding region: 129-410 (93 amino acids)
Biological process (GO): iron-sulfur cluster assembly
Cellular component (GO): cytosolic [4Fe-4S] assembly targeting complex
Source: RefSeq, a predicted model, not a curated record